Lycium ferocissimum is the source of this 1592-nucleotide messenger RNA. Its product is annotated as nod factor hydrolase protein 1-like. The transcript is spliced from 2 exons. Gene Ontology annotation, cellular component: extracellular region. Bases 145 to 1278 code for a protein of 377 amino acids. Gene Ontology annotation, molecular function: chitinase activity; chitin binding. The record is from RefSeq and is a predicted model, not a curated record. Gene Ontology annotation, biological process: chitin catabolic process; carbohydrate metabolic process. Lineage: Eukaryota; Viridiplantae; Streptophyta; Magnoliopsida; Solanales; Solanaceae.
CUUAAUACCAAAAAAUAAUUAAAAAAAUAACAAUAAUAAUAAAAAAUUCCAAGUUUGAACUUUAUCGAGGCUCCAUUUGUCUAUAAAUAGAGAAGAAACUAAAGAACAAUCAUAAGUAGUAUUGUCUCAUUCUGUCUCAUAAAAAUGGCUAGUCCUAAAACUAACAUUUUCUUCUGUUAUGUUAUCUUUUGUCUUGCCCUUUCAUCUGUCAUGGCACGCCCUCCAUCUAAAGGAGUCAAAGGAGCAUAUUAUCCUUCAUGGGGAUUUUCAACUUUCCCACCAUCAUCCAUAGACACAUCUUUAUUCACUCACAUCUACUAUGCAUUCCUUGUCCCAAACAACACCACAUUCAAAUUUGAUAUCGACGACGAGACCUCCACCCUCCUCUACAACUUCACCUCCACCCUCCGGUCCAAAAGACCGUCCGUGAAGACGCUCUUUUCUGUGGGGGGAGGAGGUGAAGAACCGGCUAGGUUCUCGCGCAUGGCGUCUACAGCUGCCUCUCGUUUGACUUUUAUAAAAUCUAGCAUAGAGGUAGCUAGAAAGUACGGAUUUGAUGGAUUUGAUCUUGACUGGGAAUUCCCUCAGAACAAAAAGGACAUGGAGAAUUUGGCCAUAUUACUAGACCAAUGGAGGGUUGAGGUCAAAAAAGAUUCUCUGGCCUCAAAAAGGCCACAACUUUUGAUCACAGCAGCUGUUUACUUCUCGGUUGACUUCUUUUUAUCUGAUGAAUUCAGAUCAUACCCUGUGCCUUCAAUUAACAAGAAUCUGGAUUGGAUUAACUUAAUGUGCUACGAUUAUCACGGAUCGUGGGACACAUCUGCCACGGGUGCACAAGCUGCAUUAUUCGACUCGAAAAGUAACAUUAGUACAAGUUAUGGACUAAGGUCAUGGAUUAAGGCUGGGGCAUUAAGAAGCAAAUUAAUUAUGGGGUUGCCACUUUAUGGUAGGACAUGGAAAUUAAAAGAUCCUAAUGUAGAUGGAAUUGGUGCAUCAGCAGUUGGACUUGGUCCUGGUGAUGAAGGGACAUUAACUUAUAGGGAAAUAGAGAAAUUUAAUGAGGAGAAUAAUGCUAAGGUUGUGUAUGAUUCUGCCACAGUUUCUACUUAUUCUGUGGCUGGUACUUCUUGGAUUGGUUAUGAUGACACUAGGUCUGUUGAAAGGAAGUUAAGCUAUGCUCAAGAUCUUGGCCUUAGGGGGUACUUCUUUUGGCAGGUUGCUGGUGACCAAGAUUGGAAAAUCUCCAGAAAAGCUAAACAGUCAUGGAUUAUUUCCUAAGAGAUGAAGGUAAAAAAAAAAAGGAUUAUUCCUUUGCCAACUCCACCAGCUUCUUGGAACUUAUAUAUAUUGUGAUCCUUAAGAUUUUGUUGGAACUGAAUUUGUCUAUGAAAAUGUAUUUGAAGCUGACUAGUUCAUCUUCUAUUUAGUUAAUAUGCACUAUUUAUGUUGUACCAUUUAGUUAUUAUAUGUACCCUCAGCUAAUAAAGUCUAUUAAGUGUAAGAGAAUAGAAAUUUUAGCUUAGAACUCGUUGAAUGAAUCCUCAAUAAUGUAACUUGUACUACUAUAGUUCAAUUGUUGUUAUAAUAUUUCA